GUAAACAAGCACGGCCGGCUUUUUCGACAAUGCUCCAUUUACAGAUUCUUACGUUUAUAAAACUUCUCUUGACUUUUGAAUAAUUAUAUCACAGUGAAAUUUAAGAUUUAGAGAAAUGAAGGAGCAUCAAGUAUUAUUACGGAAAAAGUUGAAAGAUAUAUUCGGUUUCGACGAUUACAAAAACGAUCUGCAAAAGAAUGCUGUCGAGAGUAUUUACACAGGAAACCAAGACGUGUUAUUACGUAUGCCAAGUGGAUUUGGUAAGUCAUUGUGUUAUCAAUUACCGAUCGUCGCCAAAGAUGAUGCACUUGCUCUCGUCGUCGUUCCUACAAAUGAACUUGCCCAGGAUCAACUUCGAUACUUGAAGAGUAAAAAUGUUCCCGCACUUAUUUAUCAUCACAGAACGCCAAAAAAUUUAAGGAUAAAUAUUGAGAAAGAAAUACACGAACGUAAAAAACCCAAAUGUAAGAUCAUAUUCAUUUCUCCACAACAGUGUGCUCGAACAUUAGCUUUGCAGCGAUAUUGCAUUGAAAGACAUGAUUUAAAUGUUACACAUUUUGUGAUUGAUGAAGCGCAUUGCAUUAGUGAGCAUUCUAACAAUUAUCAACGUAGUUAUAGUAUUUUAGCUGAAUUACAUCAGAUUUACCCCAAUAUACCAAUUAUUACUAUCACUUCUACAGCAAAUAAUGAGAUUAAAGCAGAUAUUAUAUAUAGAUUCAAGUUAAAAAAUGUUUUAACAUAUUCUAUGCCUUUGUUCAGAAAAAAUAUUUUCUAUGACAUGUUCUCUGUAAGUUCUUUACAAGAUCCUUUGAAACAUUUUAAAACAUUUUUUGAAAAAUGUUUCAAUAAUUUGGAUAAUCCGGAAGUGCAAACUCAGAAAGAUAUUGGAUUAAUAUUCUGUUCUGAUGAUGCAUCAGCCAUAGAUCUAGCUCAAAACUUAAAUUUAGUAGAUAUCCCUACUUUAGCAUAUCAUGAUGCAUUGAGCUUGAAAGAAAAAAAAGAAAUUUUUCUAUCCUGGAAGUCAGGUGACGUUCGCUUAUUAACAGCAGUAAAUUGUUUAAGCAUUGGAAUUCACUUAGAAUCACUCAGGUGUGUAGUACACUGGAAAACAUUCCCUAAUUUGGAAAGGUAUUAUCAAGAGUCUGGUAGAGCUGGACACGAUGGAUAUGAUGCUUUUUGUAGGAUUUAUUACUCUGAAAAAAAUGAGAAUCUCAAAAAUUUUAGUACUUCAAAAUGUAAACAUGAAAUUCUUUCAAGUUAUUUUGAUGACCCUAAGCCGAAUUGCCAAUUUCACUGUGAUUAUUGUAUAAGUGAGCAGAAUUUGAGCGAAGCACCUACAGACUAUGAAUCAUUUAUAAAAAGUUUUAUUGUAAGAGAAACAAAAUCCAAUGAAUCCUCUGAGCAAUGCGAAAAUUCUGACAAAGAAAAUAAUUUGAUUGUACCAGAGUUGUGUAAUGAAAUGUCAUCAACGCUAGAUAGCUCCAAAAAUGAAGGUGAAACUGAUAGCAGGCAUCUGUUAUCUGUUGCAUCUGUUCAAAAAUCAGAUAAUGAAGAAUAUCUUGGUGAUAUAUUACCAAAUGAUGACUCACCACCUGUUGAAGAACAGUUAAAACUCAUAGAAUCUCUUCUGUAUAAAAAGAAGAAUACUGAUAUAUUCACUACAGAACUAAAUGAACCUGGUAAUGAAGAAAACAGCUCUCUGUCUUUACCAAAAAGUAACUCACUGUGUCUUGAAGAACAAAUAAACUUGAUAGAAUCUAUCAUAUAUAAAAGACGGAACAUAAGAUCUUCACCAGAAGAAAUGAUGAAAUGGAUAAAUUCUAGUAUUUAUGAAAACAAGACAAGGAACUUGAGUAGUAAAGUUCAAUAAAAUUAUUUGUAGAAAAAUUAUAUUCUUAAAAAUCUAUUGACUCUUAAAUGGUAAGUAAAGUUUUAGUCAUUAUGUUAUGUUUUUUGAAAAGGAUUCUGAUAAUUAAAUAAUAAAAUUAUGUACAUACCCAUUGAAUAAAGUUUCAAAAUGCCAUCGGAUCUUAUAGGUCUUUUUCAAUCGUGAUCUCAAAGAGAUUGGAUUGGAUGUGAUAGUUUUAUAUCGUAACAAUUAAAAAUUUAUAUUAAUGAGUUAUAAAUAUAAAAUUUAUUUAUAUCAAAUGAAAUACUUAUUUUUAUAAAUAUAUUAUUCAUACUUAUUGAAACACGAUGGCAAGAGAUAUAAUGUAUAAAGUCUUCUACGUUGGAUCGUAAGUUUCUUAUAUCGUGAAAAAUAGUAUUGUUAUUUCUGAGUAAUUUGUGAAGCCUGUAUCUAUUAGCUUAAUUUGAAUUUACGAUAAUGUUUCUUUGUUAUAUUUAACUUAAAGUAUUUGGAUUGUAAUAUGUUAUUACAAUUGGAAAAAAAUUUUGUAAAACUACGUCACUUGAGUGAAUUUCAGCAAAGUAAACUACAUGCAAUAAUUAAUUUCUCUAU
Molecule: messenger RNA, 2461 nt
Organism: Trichogramma pretiosum
Lineage: Eukaryota; Metazoa; Arthropoda; Insecta; Hymenoptera; Trichogrammatidae
Product: ATP-dependent DNA helicase Q5-like
Exons: 11
Coding region: 116-1870 (584 amino acids)
Biological process (GO): double-strand break repair via homologous recombination
Cellular component (GO): chromosome; cytoplasm
Molecular function (GO): nucleic acid binding; four-way junction helicase activity; ATP binding
Source: RefSeq, a predicted model, not a curated record